Messenger RNA from Vanrija pseudolonga, 731 nucleotides. RefSeq names its product 40S ribosomal protein S9-B (gene rps902). Lineage: Eukaryota; Fungi; Basidiomycota; Tremellomycetes; Trichosporonales; Trichosporonaceae. The coding region runs from base 1 to 579 and encodes 192 amino acids. The record is from RefSeq and is a predicted model, not a curated record. Gene Ontology annotation, molecular function: structural constituent of ribosome; rRNA binding. Gene Ontology annotation, biological process: translation; ribosomal small subunit biogenesis. Gene Ontology annotation, cellular component: cytosolic small ribosomal subunit. The transcript has 3 exons.
AUGGGAAGCGCCCCCAGGAAGCAGUCCAAGACCUACAAGGUCCCCAAGCGCCCCUACGAGGCCGCCCGUCUCGACGCCGAGCUCAAGCUCGCCGGCGAGUACGGUCUCCGCAACAAGCGCGAGAUCUGGCGCAUUCAGCUCACCCUCUCCAAGAUCCGUCGUGCUGCUCGUGAGCUCCUCAAGCUCGACGACAAGGACCCCAAGCGUCUCUUCGAGGGUAACGCUCUUAUCCGCCGUCUCGUCCGCAUCGGUGUGCUCGACGACUCGCGCAUGCGUCUCGACUACGUGCUCGCCCUCAAGACCGAGGACUUCCUUGAGCGCCGUCUCCAGACCCAGGUCUUCAAGCUCGGCCUCGCCAAGUCGGUCCACCACGCUCGUGUCCUCAUCCGCCAGCGCCACAUCCGCGUCGGCAAGCAGGUCGUCAACGUCCCCUCGUUCGUUGUCCGCCUCGACUCGCAGAAGCACAUCGACUACUCGCUCAAGUCGCCCUACGGCGGUGGCCGCGCUGGCCGCGUCAAGAGGAAGCGCGCCAAGGCCUCGGAGGGUGCCGGCGACGCCGAGGAGGAGGACGAGGAGUAAACGUCUGGUUCAGCCCAAAAGCCCCAGCGUUCCCUCUCUCGGUUUCCUUUGUACAUUGCGGUGGUAGCCCAUGCAUCCCUGCUGCCAGAGCGACAACACGACACGGCAACACCCAGCCAUUCAGACAUGAAAUGCAUUACGUGCAUUUGAGA